This is a messenger RNA of Erythranthe guttata (spotted monkey flower), 684 nucleotides long. Its product is annotated as Bifunctional inhibitor/lipid-transfer protein/seed storage 2S albumin superfamily protein. NCBI's taxonomy places the organism in Eukaryota, Viridiplantae, Streptophyta, Magnoliopsida, Lamiales, Phrymaceae. Gene Ontology annotation, biological process: lipid transport. The record is from RefSeq and is a predicted model, not a curated record. Gene Ontology annotation, molecular function: lipid binding.
UAUUAAAAUCAUUUAUUUAUUUUUAUAUUCGAAAAAGCAUAAAUAAAAAGGACGAAAAAUACACGAUAAUGCGCGACAAAUUUCACGAGAUGGUGAGAAUCAGCUAUAUCGGAGUGACAGUACUGAUUUUGUUCUGGCGAUUUCCGGCCGCCUCCGCCGCCGGCGAAGACUGCAGCACCGUGACGGCGCUGGUCUCCACCUGCUCGAAUUUCGUGAUGUACGGGUCGCCGGAUCCGAUUCCCGGGUCACCCUGCUGCACGGCGAUGACGAGCCUGAACAACCUGGCGGAUUCAGGCGGCGGCAACCGCCGCACCGUGUGCCAGUGCUUGAUGGAUCUAAUCAAUACCUACAGCUCCAACGCCACCGCCAUCGCCACCUUGCCCGGCUUCUGCGGUGUUUCUCUCGGAUUCGUCAUCGACCCCAACACCGACUGCGAUUACGUCGACCAAUACGCUAAGCUGGAAGGAAGGAAGCUGAAUCUCAGAAGCUUAUAGUCAACGGUUGAUGGCUGACCAAAGUGACACUUUCCAAGUUUUUCUUUGUAAUAAAAAUAAAUAGAUUCUAAAGAUUUUUUGUUUCUAAUUAUCAGUUAAAAUAAUAAUUAAAUAUGAAUCAAUAUUAACUCACAUGUAAUUUGACCACACAUAAUUUUAUAGUUUUAUUCGAAUUUAUGCAUAAUAUUCA